This is a messenger RNA of Solanum tuberosum (potato), 1266 nucleotides long. RefSeq names its product DNA damage-binding protein 1-like. The transcript has 4 exons. The coding region runs from base 1 to 1266 and encodes 421 amino acids. Lineage: Eukaryota; Viridiplantae; Streptophyta; Magnoliopsida; Solanales; Solanaceae. Gene Ontology annotation, molecular function: nucleic acid binding; protein binding. The record is from RefSeq and is a predicted model, not a curated record. Gene Ontology annotation, cellular component: nucleus.
AUGGCAAGAUUUCUUAAUGGUUUAAAUAGAGAAAUAGUUGAUGUAGUAGAAUUGCAACAAUAUGUGAAUUUAGAUGAAUUGGUUGAGUUGGCUAUAAAAGUAGAAAAACAAAAUAAAAGGAAGCAACAAGCUAGUUCAUGGAAGAAUCGAUCUACUACAACUCUAAGGAAGCCAUGGCCAACACAUGAGGAGAAAUCUAUGCCUAUAUCACAAAAUGAAGUGGGAAAAGGUAAAUGGGAGGCCAAAGAUGGAGGUAAGACUUUUAACACAAACGGGUUAUGUCCUGGAUUGGAUUUGGUUGGAAAGGAAAUUUUAGGCGGGGUAGAGUCACUUCCUCGUUCUGUGCUAAUGUGUUCCUUCAACAGGAGAUCUUAUUUGUUCUGUAGCCUGGCUGAUGGCCAUCUCAUGCAUUUUGAAUUGAACAUGGUUACUGGGCAGCUGAAAGGUAGUGAGCUGUUAGGCAAGAAAAAACUUUCUCUUGGGACCCAACCCGUAACACUUUGUGCUUUCUUAUUUAAUGAAGCUACACGCAUUUUUGCGUCCUCCAACACUUCAAUGGCUAUCUACAACAGCAUAUUUUGUUGUGAAGUGAAUAACCUGAAUGAUGUUAGGCUUAUGUCCCCAUACCGUGUUGAAGCUUUUCCAAAUAGAAUCUUCUCCCUUAUUCCGGUGCCGAAUUUAAACUGUGAAGUGACGGGACAAGACAGUGCGCUCCACAUCAGUCAUCAAGAGCAGUCCCACACCAUUGCCAUAUGCACCGUAAAGCGUGAUGACAAAGAUGACAUGGUCUCACUUGUUCAACUAUUUGAUGACCAAACAUGUCAUAGGAAAUGGACUUACAAACUUAAAGAAUUUGAGCAUAGUUGCUCCCUGAUUAGCUGUUCAUUUUCUGAGGACGAUAAUGUGUAUUAUUGUGUUGGGACUGCUUAUUUGAAGCUGGACGCAAAUGAAUGUACCAAGGGCCGAAUAUUAGUUUUACAAGUUGUACAGGGUAGCAAACUCCAUCUAGUUGCAGAAAUGGAAACUGAUGGAGCUGUCUACUGCCUGAAUGCCUUCACUGGUAAACUUCUUGCUGCGAUCAAUCAGAAUAUCAAGUUGUACAAGUGGGCAUCCCUUAAGAGUUGCCGAGGCCGAGAAUUGAAGCCUGGAUGUCUAUAUUGGGGUAGUGUCCUGUCUCGUUUUAUUCAAACGCAUGGUGAUGCGAUGAGGUCUAUAUCUCUCCUACGUUUGAAGGUACUCGUUGUAAUUAUAUAUCUUAAAAAAUAA